CUGGCCGACGUGGCCAUAGACAGCCUGUGCCGCGGGGUGUUUGCUGGGGACUGCCGGGCGCUGAGCCUGCGCUCCUGCUUCCCGGCGCUGUUCGAGGCUGAGCAGAGGCACCGCUCCGUCCUCCUGGGCAUGGCCUUGGGGGCAGGGAAGGGCCCAGCCCUGGAUUCAGCUUUGAUCCGCAGGGCCCGCGCCGAGCGCUGGAGCCAGUGGUCGCUGCGCAGCGGCAUGGAGACGCUGCCUGAGGCCCUGUUGGACUUCACGCACAGCCAUGGCGUGGAGCUGCACUGCCACGCGGCCCCAAAGCGCCUGCAGCGGACGGCCGACCAGCGCUGGCAGAUCAUCCUGGAGGACGGCAGCAUCAUGGCAGACCACGUGAUCAGUGCCAUCCCGGCUGGAGCUCUGGCCGACCUGCUCCCAGAUGAGGCCAGGCCGCUGGCUCAGGCGCUGCGCGGCAUCCAGGCGGUGUCGGUGGGGGUGGUGAACCUGCAGUACGAUGAUGCCACGCUGCCCGUCACGGGGUUCGGGCACCUGGUGCCCUCCUUUGAGAACAGCUCCCUGCUGGGCAUUGUCUAUGACUCGGUGGCCUUUCCAGAGCAGAACGGUGCCAAAGGCAAUUCCAUCCGGCUCACGGUGAUGCUGGGAGGCGCGUGGUUCACCCAGAGCUUCGGGGACCCAGAGACCGUGCUGCCAGCCACGCUGCUGCACCAAGCCCAAGAGGCAGUAAGGACGCAGCUGGGGGUGUUGGCUACGCCUUCCCACUCCAUCGUCAUGGUGCACAAGGCCUGCCUCCCCCAGUACACACUUGGCCACUGCCAGAGGAUAGAAACCAUCACCCGGUACCUACAGCAGGAGGGGUUGCCGCUGAGCCUGGUCGGGGCCUCCUAUGAGGGUGUCUCCGUGAUCGACUGCCUCUACAGUGCCAAGAUGGCUGUGGCCAGGCUCCUAGGCCAGGCCUGCUGAUUGGCGUGUGCUGCCUCAGGCCCUGGAGGCAGGCUCCUGCAUGCCAUGGUGGACAGUCUCUGCAGGGGGUGGGGCACACAAGCACACACCCAUGUUGGGCUGACAGUCUGUGAGGGAUUUGUGGCUCUGCUGCCUCAGGGCUGGUAGCAGCAGCACCUAGGCUCAGAGGAGCAGAGGGCAGGUCCAGGCAGCCCUGCAAGCAGUGAGGGCAGAGUGCCAGGAGCACAAAGGCCUACAGCCCCUUCUCCUUCCCCACUGUACUGGAAGUGAGCAGGCCCCAGAGCCUUGGCUCUCCCCCUCCCAGGACAAACAGCCCCUCAUUGCUGUUGCAGCAAACUCAGUUUGGGGCUGUCGCACCACUCCUGGGCCUCCCUGCUGCCUAAGUCCUGUGCUGGUUUGAGCCUGGUUCCUGCUGCUCAAGUAACUGAACCAGCCACAGACUGCUGCCACAUAGUGAGCAACUGCCCCUGCCAAGGGAGCACAGGGCCAGGCCGCGAGCAGCUGAGGCUCCAGGUCUGCACCUCGCUCCUGCAACACGAGCCCCCAUUCCCUGGGGUGAACAGCCCACUGCCCCUUCCCCUCCAUGGUGAGCCAUUGGUUGUGCCCCUCCCUAAAAGUGGCCCAGGGUUGCAGAGUGGGGGCAGGCUACUGCAAGACAAAGUUUUUAUUGAAAAACCCUAACAAACCCCCAGUGCUGCUGCAGCCGAUUGUUCAUAAAUAGAAUAAAUAGUCGCACGCGGG
Molecule: messenger RNA, 1701 nt
Organism: Alligator sinensis (Chinese alligator)
Lineage: Eukaryota; Metazoa; Chordata; Crocodylia; Alligatoridae
Gene: PPOX
Product: protoporphyrinogen oxidase
Exons: 8
Biological process (GO): heme biosynthetic process
Cellular component (GO): mitochondrial inner membrane
Molecular function (GO): protoporphyrinogen oxidase activity, oxygen as acceptor
Source: RefSeq, a predicted model, not a curated record